AUGCGUCCGUCCGCCCUGCUGCCUCUGCAGGCCCUGUGGGUGACCCUGUGCCCCGCCGUCGCCCACUUCCCGUCCUGGGGCCACUACGACCUGUGCAAGACACAGGUUCACUCGGACCAGGGCAUGAGCUGGGAUUACAUGGCGUGUCAGCCCGAGGCCGCGCUGCUCACCCGCUUCCUGAAGGUCAGCCUGGACCCCCCCGACAGCACGUGUGGAGACCCCCCCGAGAUGUUUUGCACGCUGGAGAACCCAUACAUGUGCAACAAUGAGUGUGAUGCUCACACCCCCGAGCUGGCCCACCCCCCCGAGCUGAUGCUGGAUGACGAGGGUCGCAUUCCUAACACCUUCUGGCAAAGCAUCUCCUGGAAGAGCUUCCCCAAGCCCCUGGUGGUCAACAUCACUCUGUCCUGGGGCAAGAGCAUUGAGCUGACCGAGGACAUUGUCAUCACUUUUGAGUCGGGCCGACCCGAGCAGAUGGUUCUGGAGAAGUCUCUGGACCACGGCCGGACAUGGCAGCCCUACCAGUUCUACGCGGCUGACUGCCUCAACUCCUUCGGGAUGGAACCACGGAGAGCGCAGGAUUUGAAGCCGGCCUCCGUGCUAGACAUCAUCUGCACGGAGGACUACUCCAGGGGCUACGUGUGGAAACUGGACAAGAUGGUGCGCUUCGAGAUCCAGGAACGCUUUGCCCUGUUCGGGGGCCCCCGUCUGCGGGACAUGGCCUCACUCUAUGGCCAGCUGGACACUACCAAGGAGCUGAGGGACUUCUUCACGCUGACCGACCUGCGGAUUAGGCUACUGAAGCCUGCCACUGGAACCACCAGUGUGGACCAGCACAACCUCUCCAAGUACUUCUAUGCCAUCUCCAAUCUGGACAUCCGUGGCCGCUGCAAGUGCAACCUUCACGCCAACAACUGCGUCGCCGAGAAGGGGAAGCUGAGCUGCGAGUGUGAACACAACACGACCGGGCCCGACUGCGGCAGGUGUAAGAAAGCGUUCCGAGGCCGGCCCUGGAGAGCGGGAUCCUACCUGCCCAUCCCCAAAGGCACGGCCAAUGUCUGUUUGAGCAGCUGUGUCGGACCGGUCGCCUGUCAAUGCCUCGGCCACUCGACACGCUGCAGUUACCUCCAGCUGCUCAACGCCGCCAUUUGCGUGGGCUGUAAGCACAACACUAGAGGGCGACACUGCCAGUUCUGCCGCCUGGGCUCGCACCGAAACCCCGCGGUGCCGCCGGAGCAUCACCACGUUUGCCUAGACUGUGACUGUCACCCCGACGGUUCGCUGCACCGCGGCUGCAACGACACGGGACAUUGUGAUUGUAAGGAGGGCGCCACGGGACCCAAGUGUGACCGCUGUCUGCCCGGAUAUCACUGGCACAGGGGUUGUCGAGCUGGCGUGUGCGAUAACUUGCUGAGGCGGUGCGAGAACGGAGGAGUGUGUCAGGACAACGGGAGGUGCCUCUGUCCCGCUCCGUACACCGGGCUCCUGUGUGAGAAAGGGCCGUGCGGGAAGGAAACGGGAGGGUGUUCGUCGCAGUCACCGCGGGACCCUCCCUUACACCGGGUGCUGCUAUCGCUGACUGCGCUGCUGACCGCCGCUAACGGGCGCCCGCCGCUCUGAGCGGCCUCUCGCCGGGAGGUGGCGAGAGCGCCAGGGAAUCCAGCGUUGACCGUGUCGCCGU
Pristis pectinata (smalltooth sawfish) is the source of this 1681-nucleotide messenger RNA. RefSeq names its product netrin g1a (gene ntng1a). The coding region runs from base 1 to 1620 and encodes 539 amino acids. Lineage: Eukaryota; Metazoa; Chordata; Chondrichthyes; Rhinopristiformes; Pristidae. The record is from RefSeq and is a predicted model, not a curated record. Gene Ontology annotation, molecular function: cell-cell adhesion mediator activity. The transcript has 8 exons.